AUGUACCAGGCUACUGUCACCCAGCGAAUGGACAACAUCAUCCCAAGCAGGGUCAUGGAUGAGUCUGAGAUCUGUUCUGUGCCUGAGGGACUUGCCAGUGUGAGGAAACAAUUUAAGACCCAGGAAACUACCUCGACUACCACAUCACAAGUAACCCAGUUCCAUUUCCAGCACAGCAGUGUGCAGGAAAUGUCACACUCAGAGGUCUCUGUCUCAAGCGGCGGGCAACAGAUGGUGACAGGCACUCAGCAGUUACUAUCCAACCAAGAAAAAAUGGUGUCAGACAGUGACAAUAACUUACAUUACAGUGAUAAAGACCAUGAAAAUGAAGAAGAGGAAUUUCCUAGAUACACAACAAAAGAACUAAGGGCUCACUUUGAAAGAACUAUAGAGGAAGCAGCCCCACACAAACCAAUUAAGAUUGGACGUGACAUCAAUCGGUCAAAGUGGUCCCCAUGUGUGACCCAAAACAACACAGUGACUAAUGAGGUGCACCAAGAGUCAGUAGUCGAAGCAGAAGAGGACACAUUGGAUGCCAUGAUAGAUUACGAGGAUUUUCCACCACCACCACCUCCACCAGCAGCCAUAGAAGAUUCUGAUUACCUUCCGCCUCCACCGCCGGAUUUACUCCAAAUGUCAUCAGGCAUUGAAAAUAUUCCCCUUACUCAUUACUCAUCUGAAGAUCCUCAAGGUUUAGUGAACUCGGGCAAAAACCUUCUCAGCAAAGAGGCUUCCAUCAAGCAGAGGAGCAUGUCUGAGCUGAAACGUCUGUACAAGCACAUUCAUCCUGGAGUUCGGAAAAAUAUUGAAGAGGAGUUCUACAAUGAAUACAAUGAAUCUGUAAACAACCAGCGUGAUAGUCAAGCUUACUUAUAUGAGAAUGAAGCUGAUGUCACCGAUGAGGAAUACGAAUGGGAAGAGAUUCUGCCUGGAGAUGUGCAGUCAAGGCGCUGGAUGUUUGAAAAUAAGCCACUAGAUGCCAUCAAGGAUGAAUCCCUGAAUGGAGAUGAAGACAAUAACAAGUUUACAGAGAAAGAGAUGAUUCUUGGAAAGGAUGUGAGACGUACGGCGUGGAUGUUCGAGACAAAGCCGAUGGAUGAGUUAGGUCCACGUGAGAGCUACUCGAUGGAGUAUAGGAACAAGUUUGACAAGGGAGAUGUCCGAGCUGCAGCGUGGCUGUUUGAAACCCAAACGAUGGACAGUCUGAAUAAAAUGCACAAGGAAGAGGAGCUCACCAAAGAGGUCGUAUUUACAGGAGAGGACGGAAUUGCCACCAUUUACAUGAUUGACAAUAAGUAUAUGGAAGGCCUCGGACACACUGAGACAAUCAAUGAGCGGCAUCUGUUGAGCUUAAGGGCGGUCGUGGAAGAAAUCAAUGAUGAUGAGAAAACUAUAACAAGCACCUUUGACACUCAGUUUAAAUGCAUCAUCAUGGGACAGUCCAGUCAGAUGCUGGAGAUUAAAUCUGUGCGCAAAAUUGAAACUGAGCUGGAGAACUCGAUUGGUUCACGUUGGCUUUUUGAUACAGAACCUCUUGAUGUGAACAAACCUCUUUCAUCGUUUAAGCUGGUGUGUAGUCUUUCUAUGGAAGACUGUAACAAAGGAGACUGGGGCCGAUGGUUGUUUGAGAUAAAGACAUUGAAUUCCCUGACUGAGUUGGAAAGCUCAAAAACUGAGGAGGUAGUUGGGGCAGAUGUGCGCAAACACUGCUUGAUGUUUGAAACCCAACCAAAGGAUUCUCUCAAGGAUGAUUCAAAUUCCAUGACUCACUCUGUUGAAGAAAUCAUUGGGGGUAAUGUUAGAUUAGCGAGAAACUUCUUUGAAAGCAGCCCUCAAACAGAGAGGAACAACUGCCCUGAAGUUGGAAACUUUAAAAAGGCACUGGCGAAUGAAGAAAUAAAAGGUGAUGUGAGACAUCAAAAGUGGCGCUUUGAGAGUCGACCUAUGGAGCACCUACGAGAGGGGAAGAAAGAGAUAACUCGAACUGUAAACAUCGAGGAGGACCUCACGAAGGAGGAGGGCACAAGUUGCAGAGCAGAUGUUCAUAGGAAUUGCUGGGUGUUUGAGACUCAGCCAAUGGACAUGUUAAAAGAGGAUUCAAACUGCCUUCCAUUGACAAAAGAGGAAAUAAUUGCAGGCAAUGUAAAAUCUACCAGACAUUACUUUGAAACAAUCCCAACUGAGGAGCCUAAGGAGCUUGCAGAGGUGGGAAAACUGAAGAAAAGAGUGGAACUUGAUGAGGAGAGGGGAGCUGUUCAACAUCAGAAAUGGCUAUUUGAAAGCCAACCUUUGGAGCAGAUUCGAGAUGAAAAGAAGGAAGUCAUUAGAACAAUUGACUUGGAAGAAAUCGACAAAGUGGAUGUGUCAAACUAUAAGCAAAUCUUUGAGAGCACAGAUUUAAACAGAAGAGACGAGUCUCAAAAGAUCCAUAUUGAGGGUGUCACAAGUGGUUCAGUGCAAUCUAACAAAAACCUAUUUGAGUCAGGGCUAUUGUAUGCCAUGGAGGACCGCUCAGGCCACUUCCAUGAGGUGAAAACAGUGCGUCACGAAGAGGUGGUGAGCGGAAAUGUAACAACAUACAAAUGGAUGUUUGAAACACGACCAAUUGACCAAUUUGAUGAAAGCAUUGACAAAUACCAAAUAAUUAAGGGUGUAUCCAAACAGGAAAUAGAAUCUGGUGAUGUUAAGACUGCCAAGUGGCUGUUUGAGACACAGCCUCUUGAUGCCAUCAAGUACUUCAGCAACAUCGAAGAUGAGGAAAUAGAAAAUAAAAAGCAAGACAUUAUGAAAGGAGAUGUAAAAAACUGCAAGUGGCUAUUUGAGACACAACCAAUGGAUGUCUUGUAUGAAAAAGUGGACAUAAACAUUGAAAAUAAGUCUGAAGAAAUGCCAAAGGGAGAUGUUAAAAUGUGCACAUGGCUUUUUGAGAUGCAAGCCCUUGAUACAAUCCAUGAUGAGACAGAAACUGUAUUCAAAACAUGCACUGUGAAUCAAGAGGACAUUCAAGGGAAAGAUGUCAGCACGGCGUGUUUUCUCUUUGAGACAGAAAAACUAGAGAAUCUUUCUGGGGAGGAUGCACGCUCCUUUAAACGAGUCACAGAGAUUGACAUUGCAUCUGGAGAUGUGUUGAGAAAGAAGCACAUAUUUGAACACAGCACCUCCGAUAUCAUGACAUCAACAUCAGAGGAAAUGAUGCAACAUCUCAAGAGAGCCCAGACAGCGGAAAUACAGAAAGGAAACAUAGUGACCUGCAAAUGGCUCUUUGAAAAUCAAUCUAUAGAUACCAUACAUGACGGUAAAGAGGAAGUGCUGACAAGCCGUACGGUAACUGAUGUACACGGAGGGGAUGUAGACAGAGGUCGCUUCAUCUUUGAGACCUUCUCCUUGGAUAAAAUUAAGGAGGCAGUGUCUGAAACUGAGCUGUCCACAAUGCAAACGAUUGCUCGCCAUGAUGAAGAGAAGGGCGAUGUGACAAAUUACACAAUGCUCUUUGAAACUCAGCCUCUUUAUGCUAUUCAGGACAAGGAGGGUCAUUACCAUGAAGUUACCACAGUCACCAGCGAGGAGGUGACACGUGGAGAUGUAAUCGGAACCCGGUGGUUGUUUGAAACCAAACCCCUUGACGCCAUCAAGGACUCCGAUGAGGUUUACAUAAUUAAAUCUGUCACACAGCAGGAUGACCAAAAAGGAGACGUCAUCUCUGCAAAGUGGAAAUUUGAGACACAGCCACUUGAUAGGAUUUCUGAAGAAAAGAAGACAUUUAUAAAGACUGUAGAUGACAUUCAAGGGGGAAAUGUUAAAAUGAAUAAAGAUCGCUUUGAAUCUGAUACUCCGUUGGAUUUUGUCAGAACAGUCAAUGUAAGUGAAAUACAAAAGGGUGAUGUCAGGUCAGCUAAAUGGAGAUUUGAGACCCAGUCAAUUGAUAAAAUAAGGAGCCUGAGUUCAGAAAACCUGAUUGAGAUGGUUAAAAAGGAGGAGGUGGAAAAAGGAGAUGUGAAGCAUUCAGUUUGGCUGUUUGAGAAAAACCCUUUGGACCACAUUAAAGAGGUUGAUGAGGAUGAGGAGACACAUGUCACUCAAGAUGAAAUUGUCAAAACAGAUGUAAAGUCAACAACGUGGCUCUUUGAAACAACCCCUUUUGAUGACUUCAAUGUGACGAAAACAGAGAAGAGAGAAAUCUUGGGCAAGAGCGUCAAGGAAACACUUGAAGAGCUUUAUAGUCAGAAAGUGGUGACAUCGAAAGGAAUACUCAUCGAAUCUGAUGAAAUCGGGGAUGUUAGGAUGGCAAAAUACAAUCUAAUGAAUCAGCAAGCUCCUGAGAUUCAGCGGGAGGACGUAAUCAGAGGGGAUUUGCAGACAAUUAUGAUGAACCUCCUGAACAGACAGGAACAACAGGGGCGGCAGGUGGUCAUUGAGUCAGAAGAGAAGGGUAAUAUCAGUUCAACAGUGCAGAAACUUUUCAACCAACAGAGCAAAAAAAGUAUUGAAAAGGAAGAAAUUAUACGAGGGGACAUUCAGGAAGCCAUAAAUAACCUUUUCAAUGAUAGUGGCUCAACCAAACAUGGACUUCUCAUUCAGGAGGAUGAAAAGGGUGACGUACAGAUGACAAUAUAUUCCCUUCUGAACAAACAAGACUGUGUUAGUGUAGAAAAAGAGGGUGUGGUAAGAGGGGAUGUAAAGAGUGCCCUGAAAAGACUCGCCAGCCAAGAUCAGCAUGAUCUGACAAAGAGGAUAACGGUAGAUGAAACUGAGAAGGGAAAUGUCAAUUUUUAUUCCACAUGUAUCGAAUCUGGAGCCCUCAGUUAUCUAAAACAGCUCAAUUUAGAACCAGAUGAAGCGUCACCUGAAGCGGUAGAGAAAGAAAAGAUUAUUGGUGGUGACAUUCAUGGCAUGAAAGUCAUCCUUAGUCAAAACCAAACUCUGAUAGAGCGCACAGUGGAUGAUAUUAUCCCGGGUGAUGUUCAUAACACAGUAAAAGUUUUCAUGACGGAGCCCACCGUUUCAUCAGAGAGUCUCCUUAAGGAGGACAUCGUUAAAGGGGAUUUGAAAGCUGCAUUGACUUCUUUGUCGGAGUCGGUGAACCAGACAGUUGUUGUGGAGAAAGAGGAGGUGGUGAAAGGCAACAUACCCAAAACAAUGCGAUGCCUAGAGAGGGCACAACAUCGUCUCAAGGAAGUAGAGAAGCCAGAUAUCAUCCCUGGUAACAUCAAAGGAACUCUGAGAUCCCUUGAGAAAUCUGCAACUUCCCGAGUUAAAGCCACCAUGGAUGAUCUAGUUUCUGGAGAUGUUAAGGCCACAUUAAGAUAUCUUGAGCUGGCAAAGCAAACAGUGCAUGAGGUGGAAAAGGAAGAAAUUGUGAGGGGUGAUAUUCACACAGCAAUGCAAUGUCUCCACGACGCUUCUGCUGAAAAGAGAACAUGUCAACAGGAAAUAGUUGUCCAGGGGGAUGUUAAAGGACAGCUCUUUACGGAACCUCCUUCCUCUCCCAGAAUGCAAAGGAGCUCGAGCACUGAGGAGGAAGAAGUGAAAGGUGAUGUCAAGAUAUCAAUCAAGUCCUUAUAUGAAACACAAGAGCAAACUCUGAUAGAGAAAAAAGAAGUGCUAAAGGGCGAUGUGAAAGGCAUGAUUAAAUCACUUAUGGAAACGGCACAUCGUGACACUCCCAAAGGUAAACUCGGCUCCUACAGAAGAGUCAGAGUUAAGCAGAGGCCUCCUGUUAAAAAUUUAAAUGCUGAGACACAGAGGAACGCACAAAAAAUCAAAACUGCAGUUUCACCUGAAAGUCAGUCUGGUGCUAAUGAAACAAAAAAUGUUCAAUCAAAGUCUCGUACAGUCGAAAGGAGUACCAUGCAAUCAAAAACGAUUGUAAAGCACAAAACCAUAACACAAAGUCAUGGCACCAAAACAUUAAAAACAGAAUUCUGCAAUCUAAAGCCAAAGGGAAUGAUACAGUUAAAUAAAACUAAAGUAGAAACAGAUGUUUACACUAUCAAAGGACAAGUGCCGGAACCAGAUUUGCCUCUUCCUCCUCCACCUCCGCCUGUGGUAGAUAUUGAACUUCCUCUGCCGCCUACGCCACCCCCUCCGUGUGUGGAUUCUGACGUUGAUCAGCUCCCUCCUCCACCGCCACCAGCUACCAAUGAGCAGGACUUCCUCCCAACACCAUCACCACCACCUCAGCGAGAACUGGAAAGAAUGCCAAAACAAGCAGUUCAUGUUUCACCAGCGGAGGCUAAAACGAUGAUGGUAAAGAAAGUCAAAGCUCCAACUUUGUGUCCUGUCCCAAAGCUUAAGCCUGGAGUGGAAAAAUACCACACAGCAGAGUUGAGUCAGUCCAUAACUGCGACACGUAUAUCUAAAACAAGUGAAGUCCCACCACCACUGGAAUCGCCACAAGCACCGAGGAAAGUUUGCAUCUCUCCUGUAAGAUUCACCCCGCCUUCUUCCCCCCCGCCUCAAAUGAGAGGGAAAACGAGGAAAUUUAGCACCCCAUUAAUAAAAGCGGAGGAAACGUACCGGAAGCAUAAAGAGGAUAGCACUCCUCCAACCACUCCAACUCCUCCCAAUGUAAAUGACUCACUUUUUACUGCUCUUCAGAAUAUUGCCACUGAAGAUGUAAAGCAGACACAUAACAUGCCCAAGAUAAAACAGGCCACAACUGAAAAUGCAGCUUUGAUACUUAAUUUAGACUCCUCAUCAUGUGAUGCAUCCAAGCAGGUUGUUAUCUCCAAUACCAUUCAGAACAAUGUCAGCACCAUUCAUGAAAGAAUUCUCACAGGGCCUACCACAAUAUCAUCUGCCAAACAGGAAAUGGUUUCUAAUGAGUCUUCUAAGGUCAGCUCUGUUCAAAAGAGCUAUGUCUCACAGAAGCUAAGAGCUUCUGUGAGACAAACUGCACAAACAACGAAACAGAAAAUAGUUUCACUUUCCUCCCAAGUGUCAACUCAGGCUGUCAUUGCUGUUGAGAAGAAAGAUGUGAAAAAUAUGAAAGUAAGGGGAGCUGAUAUAACUGAAAGAAAGAUGGACGAUGGAACAGGUAUAGAUAAUGCAACAGGCCUUGUUAAAAUGGUGAAACCUGAAACCACAGAACAGAAUUCAAAGAAAUCUCAAUUGCAGUGCAAGAGAAAAGAAAAAACUGAAUUGCCCACUGAUCAAUCUACCACCAAAAACCAGGACACUGUCUGUGAUGAACCGAAUCAAAGAGAAAAAGCAGAAGCUAUUGGGACUGUAAAAACAGGGAAAACAAACCAAAAGGUAAAAAAGAACAAUAAGCAGGAAAAGCAGGUUGAUGCAAAGGUGGAAGAAGAGAGAAAGACACAGGUGAAAGUGAGCAAUGCCACUGAACUGAAAAUAAUGAAUGAGUCAAGCGAGAUAAAUACAGAAUUAAAGCAGGAGAUAUUGAAAGUGUCUCCCUCCCCAAUGGAUGAUGUUACGAUCAAUUUAACUGACAGCCCAACAGCAACUUCAACACCAACAAAGAAGAAAAAGAAAUCCAAAAAGUCUAAAGGGGGUACACAAUUAAGUCAAAGUAAAGACGCUGGCACAGAAUCAAAGACGGCAAUCACAGAAACAUUAAAUGAAACAAUUGCUCUUUGCCAAAUUCACACAAGUGUCACAGAAGGGGAUGCUCAAGAACCCUUGAUGACAGAAAGGAAAGACGACAAGAACUCCCAGCAACUAAAAGCGCAGGAAAAUCAUCUGAAGGGAUUGAAAAAGAAGAAAGCAGUGACAGUUGCUCAGAAGAGUGCACAGGCGUCACCGGAAGAAAGUCGUGCCGUCCCAAUUAAAGUGCCAGUUGAGUCAGAACAAAAUGAAAUGGUAGCGUCUAGAUCAGUGGGAAAAGUGGAAUCUCAAAAACAACAGGUUUCAGGCUUAAUCUCGUAUAUCACAGGGAUGCAAACUGUUUCCAAAACUAGGCUUAGUACAUUUUCAGAUUGCCUCACAAGCCCACAGGUGCCUCACAGAUCAGGGGAUUCUGUUGCAGAGACUAAUCUGGCUCAAAAGGUUGAUAUGAAGGAGAAGCAUGAAUUGGAGUCUGUUGCUGAGACAACUGCAUGUACUAAAAUAUCCAACAUCAGCAUUGGUUCUACAAAAGUACAGAAGCAAACAAAGAAAGAGACCUUAAAUGAAAGCAAGAAAGAAGAACAAACCGACCUUCGAGCUCCCUCGCCAUCUCUCAGAACCCGACCUCCCUCUCCUACAUUUCUCGCCAUUGAAUCCAUUCGAAGGACUAACUCGCCCCAGAGAGUCACUCCUUCACCUACACUGCUCCACAGGCCAGCCACACCUCCCACGCCGCCACCCCGCUGUGUCACCCCGACGUCACGUCGCUGCGACACCCCGACGUCUCGGCCUACAACAAUCACACCCUCUCCGACGUUUGACCUAGCCGAAAAUUUGCCGCGACUUAAAGGCGCUACGGCCAAGCUCUCACGUGGCGUUACCCCACCGCCGUUAAUUUCCACACAGCUAAUAUUUGAGAAGAAAUCUGAAAUCGUGGAAACACCUGCAUCAUUCCAUCGGCAAAUCAAACUUGAGGCCCCCCACACCUCAAAGACCUCCAGAAACAAUGUAUUAGAGACAAUAGGAAAAAGUACAUCUGAAGCUCCAGAGGUUUUAAAUGCAAAUAAAACCCAAAGUAGCUCUGGCAUCAAACCGCCACUUUGUAAUGAUGUCCCUGAAGAUAUCUCAGAGUUAUCAUUGGCUUCAGUCAGAGAAAAGAGGGAGUUUUUUGAGGAGGCCCGAAAGGCUGAAAUGAAUAAAACCUAUAUCCGUAAGGAACCUAUUGCUAUCCCUGAACGACUGGGGCCAGACCUGGAGGAUAGUGAUGAAGAAAAUGUGCGUAAAGAAAAGGAAGAUCUACCCAAAGCAGACUUGUCUGGUCUUAUAAAUAAAUUUGAAACAACAGAUAAAACGGCUAUCAGCAAUGAGUUAGAACCACCUGCACAGUGGUUUCACAACGAAGGUGAAGAUUGCAUCAAAGAGAAGGAAGACCUUUCAGAAAGGGCGUUGCCAGCUUUUGACACCCAGGCUCUUAAGAAUGUUUUUGAAAUGAGUGAGCAGAGGUUCUCUUUAGAUGAGCAGAAAGGGGGUCGAGAAGCGUCAGUCGACACAUCAAUGCUGCAAAGUCCUCCAGAGAUGCAGGAAAGCUUAAAGGAGGGCUCUGCCCUCCCCCCUCAUGAAAAUGUGGUAGAAAUUGUACAGACAGAUCCAUCAGCUUUCUCUGAGAGCAAAUCAAUCACAGAGCAUUGCUCAAACGUUGAUGUGUUUGGGAGCAAGGUCACGACGACAAGUGUCAGUCAGCACUCUGCCAGCGUGUCAAGACAGCCGGCUCCUUUUUCCUAUGCUGACGCGGUGAAAAGGAAAGCGGUGGCGGCGAGGAGAAUGCAAACGUGUGACGAAGACGCCACCGAGAACUUACUGAAGAACUUCCACCUAACCAGGAACAACAGUGAGACGGUUUUCAAGAGUCUCGGCGACACUGUGUCAGAAAUGAUGACGUCACAAGCAGUGUCUCAUCGGGCUCGUCAGACAACCAUUGUCUCCGGCUCGAGUUCCGAAGUCGGAGCUCUGCACAGUGUGUCGAAGGAGGGUUUAUCCGAUGGAUGGAUGGUUAGUGGACAGAAAAAAGUACCAUAAAUCCUGUUUCUUCUGUGAGCAAUGCAAAAGUAAACUAAGCCUGGGAAAUUACGUGUCUCUCCACGGACACUUCUUCUGUCUGCACCACUACAAACAACUCCUCAAGUCCAAAGGGAUGUACGAUU
This is a messenger RNA of Phycodurus eques (leafy seadragon), 9764 nucleotides long. RefSeq names its product xin actin binding repeat containing 2b (gene xirp2b). The record is from RefSeq and is a predicted model, not a curated record. Gene Ontology annotation, molecular function: actin filament binding. Gene Ontology annotation, cellular component: stress fiber; focal adhesion. Gene Ontology annotation, biological process: actin filament organization; actin cytoskeleton organization. The transcript is spliced from 8 exons. NCBI's taxonomy places the organism in Eukaryota, Metazoa, Chordata, Actinopteri, Syngnathiformes, Syngnathidae. Bases 1 to 9639 code for a protein of 3212 amino acids.